This is a messenger RNA of Cryptomeria japonica (Japanese cedar), 3545 nucleotides long. Its product is annotated as probable ubiquitin conjugation factor E4. The transcript is spliced from 17 exons. The coding region runs from base 239 to 3283 and encodes 1014 amino acids. Gene Ontology annotation, biological process: protein polyubiquitination. The record is from RefSeq and is a predicted model, not a curated record. NCBI's taxonomy places the organism in Eukaryota, Viridiplantae, Streptophyta, Pinopsida, Cupressales, Cupressaceae. Gene Ontology annotation, molecular function: ubiquitin-ubiquitin ligase activity. Gene Ontology annotation, cellular component: cytoplasm; nucleus; ubiquitin ligase complex.
AAAAAAAAAGACAAGCUAUACCAUGCAGACUCUUUUCACCAUUGAAAAACUCCUAAUAUUAUAGGUAUAUUGGAAGAGUUCGCAAUCGAAAAAUCGAAAAAAAAAGACAAGCUUUCGGUUAUAUUGCUUUCCCCUACUCCUGUUGAAUAAAUGGCAACGAGUGCUUUACAGUUUCUCAGUGCAGUCUAACACGCCUUCUCUUAAACGCCAAUAGUUAAAUCCAACACUUGACGCAGUGAUGGCACAAGCUAAGCCAAACAGAAGCCCUGCGGAGGUGGAGGAUAUUAUACUGCGUCGUAUAUUUCAAGUGACUUUAGAAUCUGGAAGGGAUCAUGUACCGUCCCCGGUGUAUUUAGAGCAGACAGCUGCUGAAGUACUGAGUGAAGGCAGGCCCUUACUUUUGUCUAUGGACAUAAUGGAGAGAAUUUUGAUUGACAGGCUGUCCAUUCCUAACCUUGAACCACCUUUAAAGUAUCUGGUCCAGUGCUAUAGAAGAGCACAGGAAGAGAUACGGAAAAUACCUUCUAUGAGGGAUAAAAGUUUGAGCGUUAAAAUGGAAGAGAUGGCAAAGCAAGCAAGACAGUUGGCCGUUUCCUAUAGUAGGAUUGUUUUGGGAAACCCAGAUAUGUUUCCUCAGUCUGCCCUUGAAAAGUCAUAUCUUUUGGAUCUCUUUAUGUCCGGAGUUUCUAGUAGUUACGAUACAUUUGGUGAGAGCAGUGCUUCCGGCAUUACCGUACCACUUGGGUUUCUGGAGGAUUUUUUGAGGGAUUUUGAAGAGGAAAGUCUAGAUCCUAUUUUGAAGCAGCUUUAUGAUGAUUUGAAGUUAGCUAUGCGCAAGGUGGCAUCACCUCUUCAAAGCUGUCAGGUCCCCUUGGCAGUUCUUAAACAUUUGAUUGAAAUUCCUGUUUGUGUGAAAGCCCUUGUGAAUCAUCCUUCUUGGAUUCCCAAAGGCGAUCACGUGGAUGGACGAUUUAUCGAAAUUGAAAGCAUUCUGGGUCCCUUUUUCCAUGUCAGUGCUUUACCUGAUCAUGUCAUCUUCACAAGAGAAGAACAGGAUGUUGGGCAGCAAUGCUUUUCUAAUGCAGACACUCGACGUCCAGCCGAUUUAUCUUCUUCAUUCACUACAAUUAAGACGGUCAUGAAUCAGAUAUAUGAAGGCCUUCAUUUUGUCCUUUAUGCUCUCCUGAAGAAUUCCAACACGCGUGAAAAAGUUCUUGAGUACUUGGCAGAAGUUAUAAAGAAAAAUGCUGCAAGGGCACAAAUAAAUGUGAACCCGUUUAAAUGUGCAAGCUCUGGCAUGUUUGUCAGUCUCAGUGCUGUCAUGCUUAAGCUUUGUGAACCAUUUUUAGGUGAUUCGACAAAAAUGAACUUAAUUGAUGCAAACUACGUACUUUGUAAUGGCCGAAUCGAUUGUCGAGGAUUGACAGCAAUUCAUGCUUCGUCAGAAGAGAUUGCAACAUGGGUGGAUAGAAGGAACUAUGCACGAACUGAAGGAUAUAGGCAGCUUCAACAUCAGAAGGAACAGGAAGAGCGUCGUGUACUACAGACACAAGGGGCCACAAGCUCUGGCAGCCUACAGUCCUUUAAUUCUGUUGGUGUCAAUACCAUACCGAGAUCUGCAAGUGAUGGAAGGCUGACCAAAUAUUCUUUUGUUACUGAAUGUUUUUUCAUGACAGCAAGGAUACUGAACUUGGGCCUUUUGAAAGUGGUGUCUGACUUCCAAAGUCUAUUACAAGAUCUUAGAAGAUGUCAAGAUGCACUUGAGACUCUUGAAGCCCAACAUGGUCCCGGAGCUCCUCCUCAAUUGGAGCAAGAGAUUAACAAUGCAAAGUUAGAAAUAGAGCAUCUUUCUCAACAAAGGUUUUGUUACGAUGCUCAAAUAUGUAAGGACAUCGAACUUCUUCAGCAAGCUUUAAGCUUCUACAGGUUAAUGCUGGUGUGGCUGGUUAAUAUUGUUGGUGGAUUCAGAAUGCCUUUGCCAGCUGAAUGCCCAAUGGAAUUUGCUUCUAUGCCAGAGCACUUUGUUGAUGAUGGAAUAGAGCUUCUACUCUUUACUUCUCGACUUCCAAAAGCUUUAGAUGGUGUUGUAUUGGAUGAUUUCAUGAAUUUUAUUAUAAUGUUUAUGGCAAGUCCACUAUAUAUCAAAAACCCUUAUCUAAGGGCCAAGAUGGUGAAUGUUUUGAAUGCCUGGAUGCCAGAGAAAAGUAAAUCAUCAGCAAUGUCCACUCUGUUUGAAGGACACCCCCUUGCUCUUGAGUAUCUUGUGUUUAAUCUUAUGAAGCUCUAUGUGGAUAUUGAAUUUACUGGAUCUCACACUCAGUUCUAUGAUAAGUUCAAUAUACGACAUCAUAUUGCAGAACUUCUGGAGUAUUUGUGGCAGGUGCCAAGCCAUCGCAAUGCAUGGAAAGGGAUUGCACGAUCACAGGAAAAGGGAAUGUAUUUGAACUUCUUAAAUUUUCUCAUCAAUGAUAGUAUCUUUCUUCUUGAUGAGAGUUUCAAUAUGAUUUCUGAACUUAAAAAGAUGGAAGCUGAAAUGAACACUGUAGAAUGGGAGCAGCGAACACCGCAAGAGAGGCAGGAAAGGACACGCCAUUUUCACCAACAAGAGCAAUAUGUUCGGUGGGACAUGACCUUGGCAAAUGAAGAUGUGGGGAUGUUAGCAUACACGUCUGCUGAAAUCACAUCACCAUUUUUACUUCCAGAAAUGGUUGAAAGGGUAGCUAAUAUGCUCAACUAUUUCUUGUCACAACUGGUUGGUCCUCAACGAAAAACUCUGACCCUGAGGGAUCCAGAGAAAUAUGAAUUCAGACCAAAGAAACUUUUAAAACAAAUUGCCGAAAUAUACGUUCACCUUUCCAGGGGAGACAAGGAUAAUGUAUUUCCAUCAGCUGUAUCAAGCGAUGGUCGUUCAUAUAAAGAUCAGUUAUUUUCAGAAGCAGCUGAACUUCUAAGAAGGAUAGGUGAAGAUGGGAGGAUAAUUCAAGAGUUUGUUGACCUUAGUGCAAAAGCAAGAGCUGCUGCUAGUGAAGCAAUGGACACUGAAUCUAUGCUUGGAGACAUACCAGAUGAUUUCCUUGAUCCAAUUCAGUUCACAUUGAUGAGGGAUCCUGUAAUCUUGCCUUCGUCAAGAACAACUGUGGACCGUCCAACAAUACAAAGACAUCUAUUGAGUGAUGCUACUGAUCCAUUCAAUCGAUCUCUUCUCACUCCUGAGAUGCUGAUUCCUAACACGGAGCUGAAGAACAAAAUUGAAGAGUUCAUCAGGAGCAAGUCAAGGAUUUAAGCCCUAUUUAAUGAAUUAUUGUUCUUUGUAUAUAGUUUAAUCUGAACAAUGCUUGGACUAGCAAAAGAAAUGCAAUCAAUGCCUUGGAUUAUUAUCAUAGAAGCCUCUUUGUGCGAGUAUUAGUUCAGUAAAAUCCUUCAAAAUAGUGUUAUUUGAUUCUUUUCAUCUCAUUGCAGCUGCCAAAUUGUGGCUGAUUUUGAUGUAAAAUAUAUGGAUACUAGUGGCAGUUUUUUAAUUUAGUAAUUAAGGUAUUAUUAUAAUC